This is a messenger RNA of Sphaeroforma arctica JP610, 1119 nucleotides long. RefSeq lists its product as hypothetical. Gene Ontology annotation, biological process: DNA repair. Bases 1 to 672 code for a protein of 223 amino acids. The record is from RefSeq and is a predicted model, not a curated record. Lineage: Eukaryota; Ichthyosporea; Ichthyophonida. Gene Ontology annotation, cellular component: nucleus; Smc5-Smc6 complex. The transcript is spliced from 5 exons.
AUGUGCUCGGUCGUGUACGGUUUUAUUGCUAAAUCUGAUCUGCCACUGGACUUGGCGAUACCGUUUGUGUACGCUGACAGGCUUGGGCCAGUAGUCAAUAUCAAACCAAUCAAACCGAGGAAACAUACUGAGCGGAUAGUGGACAAGGAAGCCAAAAAAGUGCUCACUCCUACAACUCCUGAACUUCAAUCUACUCAGGGAGAAGAUAAAAAUAAAAAGAUAGAGGAGCCGACAGACAAGGCUAUUAUGCGUGUGUACAGCUCGGUUCAAUCGUUAACUGAGCCCAUGUGCUUUUUCAGUUUUGUGGUCGACCCGGAAAGCUUCUCGCGCACGGUGGAGAAUAUUUUCCAUUUGUCAUUCAUCGUCAAACUCAGAAACGCCAUGCUGACUCUGUCUGAACAAGGCCUGCCACUGAUCUCAAAUAUUCCUGGGAGAGACAAAUUGGACAAUGCGGAGGAGGAUACUUUGGCACAGAAGAGUCAGCUGAUUAUGGAGCUAACCAUGGAUGAGUGGGAGAAUAUCAUAAAGGUGUUCGGCAUCACCGAAAGCUUUAUUGAGCGAUAUGAUCACGACGACGAUGAUGAUGAUGAUGAUGAUGAUGAUGAUGAUGAUGAAGAUGAGGAUGACUCAAUGCUCACGGACCAGCCUCCCACGAAACAAAGACGGCGAUGAGAUUGUCUGAUGCAUCAGUGUACAUAUACGAAUCUUUAUAGCUCAUGCAUUUGUAUAGUAGCAUACUGUAUACAUGCAUAUUUGCACUCCGACGGGGAUAGAAUGAUACCGAAUCCUCUGAUAGACGGUACGAUAUGGCUGUGUGCUCGAUAAUGUUGCGCCCUGAAGAGUUGCGCAGCCUAGCAGCAGGGUUAUUCGCCACAUGCAUCCUAAACUACUCGGGCCUUCUCAUGCUUCACCGAAUACUAUACCAGAAGACCUGUAGAGCAUCCCGAUUUAAUGUGCGGGACGGCCCUUUCUGCUGCAUAUAUAAACGCAUGGUGUGAUAUCCACUGUUGGAUACACGAGGGCUUGCUAUACUAGCUCAAACCAUGGGCUGAUUGAUAUCCGCCAAAUCCUGGCACGAUCGAUAGACCGGGCCAAAUGGAAAUAAACAUUAGAACAACG